This is a messenger RNA of Varroa destructor (honeybee mite), 5082 nucleotides long. RefSeq names its product ELAV-like protein 1. Gene Ontology annotation, molecular function: RNA binding. NCBI's taxonomy places the organism in Eukaryota, Metazoa, Arthropoda, Arachnida, Mesostigmata, Varroidae. The record is from RefSeq and is a predicted model, not a curated record. Gene Ontology annotation, cellular component: ribonucleoprotein complex.
GCGACUAGCAGCAGACCAAGCCAAGUAAGGCGUUCUGCUACGAAAGCUCAUCAUCGUUGCUUAGUGGUUGGUUUCGUUCGCAGCUGUAAACUCCAAGUGUUCCACCCUUGCGGUGUACGUUCCCUCGCAUCCGAUCUCUAUCUACGAUACAGCAGAAGAUCUUCGUCAAAAUUUAUCUUCUAUCUUCUCUCAAUUGUCGGCCUUUUGGUCGAAAUUACUACCCGUGCUGUCUGUCAUUGUGUUUUCCGCCUCGUGUACGUCACUACAACAACCUCUGUUGCGUCAUUGUUACGACCAACCGUUGACGUUUACCCGGCUAUCGACAAUAGACUAGGUGGCGACAACGAGGUAACAAGCAGCAGUUCUGCUUCACCAUAGCGAUAAUCAGCUACAGCAAGAGCAACAACAACGUGCAAUAAUUGUAUUUUAUAAAACAACGAAUAGUUAUACGACGAAUACAGUUUCUCUGGCUAUCUUGCCUGAACGCCCGGAAUUACGUGCGUGAUAAUACGACUGUCCGCCGAUAGCUUUACACUUUGGCAAUAGCGUCUUUAACUCCUCUUGCAGCAGCAAUCGCGGGUGACGGUUUUAGUUCCAGUGAACCAAGCCAAUAUAUGUAUUGCGGCGUCUAUUUUGCGUUUGAUCGUCGUCCGUUCGUUUAACUGGAGACCUCCUUCCCCCAAACCCCUAAUUGGUCGUCUGUCGUUGCUUGCGCCCUUAGACGGACAACUGUUAGGAUCGGACAAGAGCUAUUCGACGUGGCAGUACGUGACAGGUCUCCGCACGGUAUUGAGCUACAAGUAUCACGACUAUAUUGUCCUGGCUCAAAUCGAAUUCGUUUGACAACCAUCACCAACGCUCCAUCUACUUAGUAAUCGUUGCUGAUGUUGCUAUCAACAAUUAGGCAAUUAUAAACCUACAUAACCUUGAUAACCGUAUCUAGUGCGUUUAAUUGUGUGUCUGUGUUAUCUCUGCUUCAGCACCAAUAACCAGCCAACAGUGUCCAGUGUUCAAUUCAACUACGACGACGCGUACAACAACGGCAUCAAUAAUAUCGCGUUGCUUUUCAUCGUGUUUGACGCGUUUCGUGCGCACCACCCGGUUACAACGUCUAUAGUGUCGUUCGUCCACCAUUCGACUACUACAUCUAUUGCCACCUUUGAAGGAUUGAGUUUUUUUGCCACUGUCAAACUUUGUUUUUUGCAAUCCAAUAAGUACAUCAUCCAGUCAAAUACGGACGUGCACAGUGAAUAGUGUCGCUAUAGGCGGAAAUCUGUUAUUUUCUUUGCGUCUACUACUAUAACCCUUUGGGAGAGGAAAGUGGGACGGCUCACUGGGUGUCACUGCAAUCUACAAGAGAUUCGUUUAUCAGCUUCAGCGUGUGUCCCUAAAGAUCACUAGCUCUUAGCGGCAAGACGUCUAAAUGUCGUUGCUGGGAAGGCGAAAGAACGACGCGAACUUUCACUAACGCACAGCCAGGCCGGCGUUGCCACAAGUUUCUGCCGAGGACGACCAAGUAAAAGGGUUUCACGAUAAACCUGCCUGUUGCGGGCGGCUCUGAACGUGUUCACGAGCGUCAGACGCUGCUACAGAGAACAUUUCUCUCUUCUUUGAGAUAGCGUUUUUGCAACGAAAUUUAAUUCCUUGGUUUACAGAGAUAGGCUGUUGGUCGACGAUUGACGGCUGCACAUAGCGCACGACUGUUUCCCGGUCGAACAGAUAGUUGUUGUCAAGCCAUUUUAUUGAUUUCGACAAACGUCAUAUCGUGACCGUGCUUUCGAAUUCUACGUCAGCUGGAUCUGUCUGUCUAAGCUCAACCCAUAGUGUUACCGCGACGUUAGGUGUGAACAAGAUUUUUCGCCAACGUUCCUAAUCAACAGUUUCAAUGUGUUUUCAAUCAGUGUGAGAACAAGCAAGAUAUACUACUUCGAUUGCUGCGUGGAGCGUCAAGAAAAUACAAGAUUCUAUCUACGUCUGCUCGAUUCGCGUAACAGACCUACUUACCGUUGUUUAUUGACGGGUUACGUAGCUAACGAAUUAGCUGCUGCUGCUGCUGCUGUUAUCUACUAAUCAUUAUAGAAUAGCAAUUUUGUCUAGCCGUUUUUGCUGUUCGAAUCGUCAAAGUUUCUGUCCGAGUUAUUGUCAACUUACUAUACCCACUAGUCACUUAUCUGUUGGCUUAGUGCAAACUUCUUAAACAUACACAACUCUCAAGUUGUUAAUUCGUCAUCAGUCAACUUACUCUACCCUAUGUACUGAUCCAAUCGUUAGUGCACAAUUCUGGCCAGGUGCUGCUAAUAGCCAAAUCGCUGGUAAAUAAAGCACUUUCUUCAAAGUUUGUGGCCGAAUUUAUCGAUCUAGCGUACCACCAAUACUCAGUAGUUCACUGGCUUGUGUUUCUGCGACAGCUGCCGCCGACGAAUAUUUUAUUAUUCCUACAACGGGCCACCGGAACUAGCCUGAAAAUAUCAGGCACCAUUUACACUUAUUUUCUCACCUGGUCCAAUACGGGCUCUAUUUAAUUUGACGGUUGGACACCGACAGAGACUUCAUCGUUGUCGAGACCGGCUCCUGAAAACUCUCCCGUUGCCAUCAUCAUCCAUAUUCCUACCAUUGCAAGAAGUCUUCUGCGUGUUCUGUGUUCUUCCAUUUAGCGACCAGCUACAACGAAUAGUCAAAUCACUCGCAAAUAGACCAUCCAGCCAGCUAAAAACACCGACUAUUCGCCUGGUGUCGUUAGGCUAUCCAGCACUGCAAGCAAUUAUCAGCUAACAACGGUACCUACGUUUAGCUAAUAAAUCCUUCCUUUGAAACUUCCAUUUUGCCUUUCGGCGCAUCCCUCCCGUUGCCAUACACGUACACGGUGAACUGUGUCAUACACCAGCUAUAACGAGCACAAUUUCCCUCAAGAGCGAGUCAAUAAGCAUCUACCGGCAAACGAUACUGCUACCCGAAUUUUCAUCAGCAUUGAUCAAGCAUACGAGAUGAACGGUAUGGAGUCGGCGACGCAAUCAGUAGCGACGCAGUCUCCCGGUAACCCUCAAAGCAACGGGAUGCACUCGCCCAAUGCACAGGCGGCUGCUGAAGAUUCAAAGACAAACCUCAUCGUCAACUAUCUGCCUCAGACGAUGACGCAGGAGGAGAUACGCUCCCUAUUCUCUUCGAUAGGCGAAGUUGAAUCAUGCAAGCUCAUCAGAGAUAAAGUUACAGGUCAAAGUUUGGGAUACGGAUUCGUGAACUACGUUCGCGCUGAAGACGCCGAAAAGGCCAUCACUACUCUCAACGGACUCAGACUACAAAACAAGACGAUCAAGGUGUCGUACGCCCGCCCGAGCAGCGAGGCGAUUAAGGGCGCCAACCUGUACGUCAGCGGACUGCCCAAGUCCAUGACCCAGCAGGACCUCGAGCAGCUCUUCGCCCCUUACGGCGGAAUCAUCACGUCGCGCAUCCUCUGCGACAACAUCACCGGGCUUUCCAAAGGCGUCGGCUUCGUGCGGUUCGAUCAGCGGGUCGAAGCUGAGCGCGCCAUUAAGCAUCUGCACAACACCGUGCCUGAGGGAGCUACCGAGGCCAUCACGGUCAAGUUUGCCAACAACCCAAGUAACAACGCCAAAGCUAUUGCGCCCCUCGCGGCUUACCUUUCUCCGCAGCGCCGUUUCCCGGGACCGAUUCACCAUCCUGCCAACCGAUUCAGGUAUGGCUUGCCUCCGCUGUCAGCGGCCGCAGCCUCGCCUCUCGCCAACAACCCAUCGACCAGGUACUCUCCUCUCGCCGGCGACCUGUUGACCAACCCCCUACUGGCUGGUAACGCUAUCAACGGCACGGGCUGGUGCAUCUUCGUCUACAAUCUUGCCCCGGACACGGAGGAGAACCUACUGUGGCAACUUUUCGGUCCGUUCGGCGCUGUGCAGAGUGUCAAGGUCAUUCGCGACCUUCAGACCAAUAAGUGCAAGGGAUUUGGAUUUGUUACUAUGACCAACUAUGAUGAAGCCUUGGUUGCGAUCCAGUCCCUCAACGGUUAUACCCUGGGUAAUCGGGUGCUUCAGGUGUCCUUCAAGACCAAUAAGGGCAAGUCCUAAGCAGGCAGACGGCAACGGCACUCGACGACGACGACAGUCCUCCGGUAUCCGCUUUCAUCAUCAGACGUAAUCCAUCGACAGCAGCAACAGCAACAGCAGCAGACGCAGCAGCAGCAGCAACAACAACAACAUUAGUGAUAAGCUGAUGCCAAGAAAUAUUUCGAAUUUAUGAUUGAUCAUGAACAGCAAAAAACACUCACCAGUCUGCUACUACUCAAAUUUCAAAACAAAAGGUAACAAACAGCUAAAAAAAACAAAUGUAAAUAUUCAGAUCGACUCCGGAGGACUGGUCUCACUCAAAACUCAAGGCUCAACACUCUAAUUACCAACCGUAAAGUUGUCUAUAUAUAUGUGUGUAUAUAUAUAUGCAUGUGAGAAUACAUCGCAACAAGGUGUGCCGGCAAACGAUAAACGUCCCUCGAAAAGGAACUCCUCAACGUCUACUACCACCAGAUUGUGCUGGCCACCUAAAAAGGGGAUCACCGCGGCCAAACCCAAUUUAUCGCUAUUCGCGAUAUAAAUCUAUCGUUUAUAUCGAUCGUCAAUCGCAUGCAUACAGCAAUUGUUUCGGCUAGCCACAAUGAUCAUUCGAAUCCUAGUAUUUUUCAAACGAGUCAUAUAAUUAAAACAUUGUAACUACGUAUAACUGCAAUCUGUUACAACAACAACAACAACAACAACAACAAAGACUGCGUGAAACGUAAGAAAUCUCUUUUCGUAAAUAUUACGUCCCGCCAUCUUACCGAAACCGGAACGAACUAAACGUCCCACGUACGCUGAUGAACGACGUAUGCUCGUUGAGAAAUGGUUAGGGCACAGCUCUUCUCGUAUCCAAUUAGUAGACAUCGACCUGCAACCUAACUCAUGUUGUUGCUGUUGUUGACGGCCCCCAACAAAGACCCACAAAGAGGUCACGAAGCAUUCACAGCGAUUCAUUCGUGGCUGGCUAACCAAAUAAACAUUGUUGCCUAUGAUAACCUAUCUAACUAGGUAGAAAAAAAAA